AUGGGCAUCUUGUCCAAUCCUCGCUUUCCUCCGUCUCCAGCGGAGCUUUACGCAAGAGCUCUAUGGGAUCCCAAACCCACCAAGUCUCUCAAGACUGAAAGGCAAUUAGCUUAUGCACUGGGUUAUCCAUCCCAUUGGAGAGUGGUACGAACCGUGGUUCGCAAGGAUGGCAAGCAUGUCAUUCGCGAUACCAUUCACACACGAUUUGGAAAGACCAGCAAACAACAAUGCAAUUACACUUGGUUUAAUCAUGAGGCUGCUCAAAAGGCGGCACGCGAAUUAGAAAAAGAAGGAACCAUGAGCGGAUCGCAUUUGCUUCCAGCACUCCCAUUGUAUACCAAAGGGGAUGUAGUGGAAGUCUUUUGGGAAGGCAAAUGGUAUUCCGCUAGCAUUACAAAGCGAAAAAAGCAAGCAGAUUCGUUCUUUUAUUCCGUUGUCUAUCACCAAGAUAGUGCUACCCAGGAUGAAGUGGGAGAAGAAGACAUUCGUCCAGGGGAAGAUCCAAGUACUUUGGCUGUAGAAUUGGGAUUUACAGCAGAUUGGAAGGCUUCUCGCAAAGGAUCUCGAUACAUUUUGACUGCACCAACUGGAGAACGGUUCACAACAAAGAAGGCGGCCAUGGUUUUCUUCAAUGAAAUAGGUCCCCAAAUGGCAGAAGAACAAGAUGUCGGUGAUCCACCAUGGAGAAUCGAAGGCCACGAAUGGAUUGGAAGAAGUGUCAAAUGGACUUCUUCCCACAAAAUCUCGUCUCGUCGGACGGUGGAUGUGGAACAAGAAGGGAGGAUUACAGGAUACAUCAAGAAGACGGACGUUGAUAAAGAAGGGAGCCCUGGUUUUAUCAGUGAAGCGACUGGCGAGCCUGCCGAUUUAUUUCAUGUUGUCUUUCCAGAAGACAAGAACCAUCCAUACUCUUCUCACUUGUUGACCUCUCAAGAUCUCGAGGAGUAUGAGGUGCUCGAAAACCUGUUGGAAGUGGAGGAGGAGGAACCCGCCAAGCGAAAAAUGGAAGAAAUACCUACGUCAUCAACGAAGAAGAAGAAGAGGGGCAGACGAUGA
Messenger RNA from Cylindrotheca closterium, 1056 nucleotides. The record is from the annotation of a GenBank genome assembly. Lineage: Eukaryota; Bacillariophyta; Bacillariophyceae; Bacillariales; Bacillariaceae.